AUGGGCUCUUACACUGCUGCUCAUUCCAAUCCCCAAGGCGCCGGAGACGCUCGACCAACCUCUCUCCAAAUAAUCCACGAUGAGUCCCUAGAAGGAAAACUAUCCAACAAAAUCAUUGUCAUUACAGGAUCGACAUCCGGCAUUGGCAUCGAGACCGCAAGAGCGCUAAAAGCAACAGGCGCGACCUUGUUCCUGGCAGCCCGCGACACAGCACAAGCCGAGAAAGCCCUGGCUGGAAUCCUUGAGCCUGGCCGCGUCGACUUCGUCAAGAUGGACAUUUCCUCCUUUUCCAGUAUUCGCACAGCAUCAGCAGAGAUCCUAUCUAGAUCUCACAACCAAGUCAACAUACUAGUCAACAAUGCCGGAAUAAUGGGUGUCAAGGAUCUAGAGCUCACGGAAGAUGGACAUGAGAUACACUUUGCAACCAACUAUCUGGGACAUUUCCUUCUUUUCCAGCUACUCAAGCCUGCUUUGCUUACUAGUUCGACGGCUGAGUUUCACUCCCGGGUUGUCAAUGUUGCCUCGUCAGCACAUCGGGCUUGUCAGCUGAAUGAGAGCGAUAACUACAAUUUUGAGAAAGGCGGAUAUAUUUAUGGAGUUGCUUAUGCGAAUUCCAAACUGGCUAGUGUGUACAUGGCCAAUGAGAUAGAUCGUCAAUAUGGUCAUCUGGGCCUUCACGCGACAAGUCUUCAUCCUGGUGCAAUAAAUACCAAUUUGGCAAGGCAUGUGGGAAAGGAGUGUGUGGAUCAACUUAUGAGUGAUGAGAAAAUUCUCAAUAUUAUGAAGAGUCCCGAAAAGGGAGCUGCUACGACUGUUCUUGCUGCGGUUGGAAAGGAGUGGGAAGGUAAGGGUGGGAAGUACCUUGAGGAUUGUGAGGAAGCAGAGCGUGGAGUGGAUGAUAAUGAGACUUUCGGAGUUGGGUAUGUUCGACAGACAUAUGAUCCAGAGAAUGAGAGACGACUUUGGAAGGAUUCUCUUCGAUUGGUGGGGAUCGACUAUGAAUGA
Penicillium pulvis is the source of this 1005-nucleotide messenger RNA. RefSeq names its product putative short-chain dehydrogenase/reductase. The transcript has a single exon. The record is from RefSeq and is a predicted model, not a curated record. The coding region runs from base 1 to 1005 and encodes 334 amino acids. NCBI's taxonomy places the organism in Eukaryota, Fungi, Ascomycota, Eurotiomycetes, Eurotiales, Aspergillaceae.